AUGCUGCGCGCUGGGCGCAUCGCAUUCCGAUCCUUUCGCCCUAUUACUACAAAGAAACCAGUCAACAAUCAGGGGCUUCUGUAUCGGAAGGCGUCUUCAGUAACAGUAUCAGAAGCCUUUACUGUCGAACCGAUACCAUCAGUGGGAGUUGUACCUGUUGGCGACUCAAACGGGAAUUUCAGCACGAAGUCGCGAAAGCAACAUCUUCUGAUCAACAGUAGAGCUGAAUUGCAUAAAGCUCAAAGGAUCGUCGUGAAACUCGGUAGCGCAGUGAUCACCCGAGAAGAUGAAUGCGGUCUGGCUCUUGGUAGAUUGGCAUCUGUUGUUGAACAGGUCGCUGAAUUGCAGCAGUCUGGUCGACAAAUGCUGAUCGUCUCCUCAGGUGCUGUAGCAUUCGGUAGGCAAAAAUUGCGACAAGAGCUCGUUAUGAGUAUGAGCAUGAGACAGACGCUGAGGGGUCCAGCUGGAAUUACUGCAGAUAAACGUGCGUGCGCUGCAUCAGGAAUGCCUGGGCUGAUGUCACUAUACGAGCAGCUUUUUCAACAGUACGGAAUUACAGUGGCUCAGGUUCUGCUCACAAAACCAGACAUCGAUGAUCCUCAACGACGAAAAAAUCUGCAGGCAACUAUUGAAAGCCUUCUUUCGCUCAAUAUCAUUCCUAUUGUAAAUGCCAACGACGCCGUUGCACCGGAUCCGAAACUGAAUAUGCAUAUAUCCGACAACGAUUCGCUAGCGGCGCGACUGUCGGCUGAGAUAGAAGCUGAGCUCCUCAUCAUCCUCUCGGACGUCAAUGGUGUAUAUACAGGACCACCGGACAUGGAAGGCUCACGUCUUCUUCACACUUUUGUACCAUCCGAAGAUGCAGGUGUCGUAUUCGGGGCAAACAGCAAGUUUGGAACAGGUGGAAUGGAAAGCAAGGUGAACGCUUGCGUAACGGCCCUUGAAAACGGUGUCACAACAGUGAUCACUAACGGGUUGGCCCAGAAUGCUAUCACAGAUACUGUGAAAGGCAAGAAAAUUGGUACCGUAUUCUGUCGGACUCAUAGCUAUGAAGGACCACCAGUUGAAGAGAUGGCUAGCAAAUGUCGCGAUGCUGGUCGGCGGUUGGCCUCUCUAUCUAAUGCAGAAAGAGCUGCAAUGGUUCGCCAUCUCGCUCAUCUACUUUUACAGAGGGAAAACGAUAUAAUGGAGGCUAAUCGAAUGGAUCUGAGUCAGGCUCAGAACAAUGGCAUCGACAUUCAAUUAUUCAAUCGGCUGAAAAUGACCAAAGCAAAAAUUAUGGACCUUCAUCAUGGCUUGAAAACCAUUGCAGACUCGGCUGAAACUCUUGUUGGCCGUUGCUUGAGAAGGACCAAAGUCAGCGACUCUUUGUACCUGGAGCAGGUCACGGUGCCCAUUGGCUCCCUUAUGGUCAUUUUCGAAUCGCGACCUGAUUGCUUGCCACAGGAGGCUCUCGGCACUCACGGUUACGAGAUGCGUGACGCUGUAACAUUGGUGCGAAGCCGUGAAGACGUGGCGGAACUUCUUCAGCUUAAG
This is a messenger RNA of Cooperia oncophora, 1536 nucleotides long. Lineage: Eukaryota; Metazoa; Nematoda; Chromadorea; Rhabditida; Trichostrongylidae. The record is from the annotation of a GenBank genome assembly.